AAGCGAGCCUUAGAAAAACGUCACGAGAUACGGGGAUGAUCAUGGGGAGCUGAGGAAAGAUAUCCACAGUUAGCAACAACUGCAAUUAAUGAACUAAAUUAACGACAGUUAGGGCGGCGAGCUACCAGAGGCCACCAUGGCCAACAUCACCAAGAAAGUGUCGUGGUCGAGCAGAGCCGACGAGUCCGGGGCAGCCGGGGAGGGCACACCGCUGCUCAACGGCUCCGAACAACCCAGAUCCUUCAGACAGCUGUCUGAAGGAGGCAGUUUAUUUCAAAUAGGCAGACUCAGCACGGUGGAUUUGGAGGAGGAGAUAACGGCGGAUGAGGACUCUCUGAGGGGGAGACCUAAAGAGAUCCCUCAUAACGAGAAGCUGCUGUCACUUAAGUAUGAGAGUCUCGACUAUGACAAUAUUGAGAACCAGCUGUUUCUGGAGGAGGAGAGGAGGAUGAGUUACGUGGGUUUCCGAUGUCUGGAGAUCAGUCGCUGGGUGGUCUGUGGUUUAAUCGGCUUUCUGACCGGUCUCAUCGCCUGUUUCAUAGACAUCGUGGUGGAGGAAAUGGCUGGGAUGAAAUACAAAGUGGUCAAAGAGAACAUAGAGAAGUUUACUGAGGUGGGCGGCCUGUCGAUCUCUCUCAUCCUCUGGGCCGUCCUGAACUCUGUCUUUGUCAUGGUGGGGUCCAUCAUAGUUGCAUUUUUUGAGCCCAUAGCAGCAGGAAGUGGUAUUCCCCAGAUAAAAUGUUACCUCAAUGGAGUCAAGAUUCCCAGGGUGGUGCGACUUAAGACACUGCUGGUGAAAGUGUGCGGGGUUAUCUGCUCAGUGGUUGGCGGCCUUGCUGUCGGAAAGGAAGGGCCCAUGAUUCACUCUGGCGCUGUUGUAGCUGCAGGCGUCUCACAGGGCAGGAGCACCUCUUUAAAGAGAGACUUCAAGAUCUUUGAAUACUUCCGGAGAGACACAGAAAAAAGAGACUUUGUGUCUGCUGGAGCUGCUGCUGGAGUUUCAGCUGCUUUCGGAGCACCAGUCGGUGGAGUUCUGUUCUCUCUAGAGGAGGGAGCUUCUUUCUGGAACCAGCUGCUGACGUGGAGGAUAUUCUUUGCCUCCAUGAUCUCUACCUUCACCCUGAACUUCUUCCUCAGCAUUUAUCACAACAAACCAGGGGACCUUUCCAACCCGGGUCUCAUCAACUUUGGACGCUUUGAGAGUGAUAGUGUGGCUUAUAACCUCUAUGAGAUUCCCUUGUUCAUCGCUAUGGGAGCUAUAGGUGGGCUGCUGGGGGCUCUGUUCAACUUUCUUAACUACUGGCUGACCAUUUUCAGGAUCAGGUAUGUUCACCGGCCUUGUUUGCAAGUGAUGGAGGCCAUGUUGGUUGCUGCAGUGACCGCGACAGUGUCAUUCACCAUGAUCUACUUCUCCAGUGACUGUCAGCCUCUGGGGCCAGAGCACACUGAGGAGUACCCACUGCAGCUGUUCUGUGCAGACGGGGAGUAUAACUCCAUGGCAACAGCCUUCUUUAACACACCUGAGAGAAGUGUUCGUAGUCUCUUCCACGACCAGCCAGGAACCUAUAAUCCUUUGACACUGGGUUUGUUCACUCUGACGUAUUUCUUCCUGUCGUGUUGGACCUACGGCCUGGCAGUGUCUGCUGGGGUCUUCAUCCCCUCGCUGCUGAUAGGAGCAGCCUGGGGAAGACUGUGUGGAAUACUGCUGGCCUCCAUCACCUCCACUAGUUCAGUUAGUAUCUGGGCUGACCCUGGUAAAUAUGCCCUGAUUGGAGCUGCAGCUCAGUUAGGUGGCAUUGUGAGGAUGACUCUCAGUUUGACUGUUAUCAUGGUAGAGGCUACAGGAAAUGUCACAUACGGCCUUCCCAUCAUGUUAGUGCUCAUGACUGCCAAAAUAGUCGGAGACUACUUAAUAGAGGGUCUGUAUGACAUCCACAUCAAGCUACAGAGCGUUCCCUUCCUGCACUGGGAGCCUCCUGCCACCUCCCAUUGGCUGACCGCCAGAGAGGUGAUGAGUUCCCCGGUCACCUGUCUGAACAGGAUAGAGAAGGUGGGAACCAUUGUGGACACCCUUAGCAACACAUCUACCAACCACAAUGGCUUCCCAGUCGUUGUGCAGGUCACUGGUAGUGAUGAGCCAGCAAAGCUCUGCGGCCUCAUCCUCCGCUCGCAGCUCAUUGUCCUUCUCAAGCAUAAGGUUUUCGUGGAGUUAGCCCGGUCCCGGCUGACCCAGAGGAAACUCCAGCUGAAGGACUUCAGAGAUGCCUAUCCCCGCUUCCCCCCGAUCCAGAGCAUCCAUGUCUCCCAGGACGAGCGGGAGUGUAUGAUGGACCUCACCGAGUUCAUGAACCCGACGCCUUACACUGUACCACAGGACACAUCUCUGCCUCGUGUGUUUAAGCUGUUCAGAGCUCUGGGACUCAGACACCUGGUGGUGGUCGAUGAUGAGAACCGGGUGAUUGGACUGGUGACCAGGAAAGACUUGGCCAGAUAUCACCUGGGCAAACAUGGACUGGAGGAACUUCAGCUGGCCCAGACAUAGUACACGCACCCAAAUCUAUGAACUAUCACCACCUGAUGCCUCAUAAGCCCUUGACCACCAGCUAUGCAGCCUAACGGACACCAUUAUGGACCAACAAGAGGUCUCUGUUAUUUUUUCAUGCCAAAAUGUUCACUAUGAGAACACACGUUAACCCCAUCUAUGCGGUCGGGCCAUUAACAAAAAAUAUUAAUUCAAAUGUGGUGUAUUGUGUAAAAAUUAGAAGACAAAAUAACUGGCUCCAAAUGCACAAUUUGCUCUGUUUCAUCUGCGUUAAGUGAUUUACUUUGAAAAGAUUCUGAAAUCUUGACUUCAGUUAUUUAUAUCAGAGUUUGUUUGAUGGCUACCGAGCUGAGGCAUCAAACGAUAAAGUGACCUGGUACCUUGUUUACUGUGUUGUGUGGGGUCAAAUAAAAUCAGAAUGACACAAUCUUUUCAAAAUAAAACGCAACAGUGACUUUGUCAGCUGGACAAGAUAAAGGAUCAGUUUAAUGUGUUAGCUGGUAAAUUGAUUUUCUCAGAAAAACACCUGCACAUAUCAGUCUUAUUCUGCCUAGUCAACAUCAUGUGAAUCGUUUAAUGUUAGUCAUUAUGAAGCAAUGGUAUACAAUGAUGUGGCGAUACAUUAUUAAUCAGUUAUAACACUGAUAAAGUACAUUUUUAGAUAACUGAAAUGGAUGCUUUAUAUGUCUGGCUAUUGAGCUAAAUAAGACAUUUCAAGUGGUUUGCUAUGAAAUACUGAUUCUGAGUGAGUGUUAAAGGGUUACUUGGUAACACUGUCCCUCAGUGCUUAGGGCCUUCUUUGCUAUGUUUUCCAUUAUUGUAUAGUUUUGCACUGAGCAAAUGCUGUUAUUUAUUGUUGAUGCAGGACACUUUGCGGGUUUUAAUGUAAAGUGUGUGGUUUAGGGUAAUUCAAAACAACUGGCGUGCCGUUUGGAGACAUAAUGGCCACCUGAUCGUUUUUGAAUGUCGUCUCAUGUAGCCAGAAGACACAGUGUGAGGCAGUUUUAGCAAGAAGGAUCUGUUAUUACAUAGAGAUACAGGUUCUUCUUUCUCUCCUCCUGUCGGCUUUGAUAUAUUUGUACUACUGUCAGUAAAAAAUAGAUUGAUACUCAGAGGUACGAGCAUAGUUUUUCACACCUCCAAAUGUUUGCACUUUUGACCUGAUACUGAAAUGUAUUUGGUGAUGAAGUAUUCCUCCUGAAGCCCUACAUGAAGUUGUUUACCACCUUAUCUUUGUGCACUUCAUUGGUUUUAUUCAUUGAUUUUGUUUUUUGUUUUUUUUCUUUGGUGUACAGUUCUAGAUGUUAAAAUAUAACUCUGCUCAAUUUUAUAACCACUGGAAUAGCCUUUAGUGAAAUUAAUAAAGUUGAAAUUUAUCUAUUGUUA
This is a messenger RNA of Scatophagus argus, 3928 nucleotides long. RefSeq names its product chloride channel 7 (gene clcn7). Gene Ontology annotation, cellular component: intracellular membrane-bounded organelle; lysosomal membrane. Bases 137 to 2542 code for a protein of 801 amino acids. Gene Ontology annotation, molecular function: voltage-gated chloride channel activity. Gene Ontology annotation, biological process: chloride transport; transmembrane transport. The record is from RefSeq and is a predicted model, not a curated record. The transcript is spliced from 25 exons. Lineage: Eukaryota; Metazoa; Chordata; Actinopteri; Scatophagidae.